UGCAGAGGAGAGCCCUGCAGCCACCCCAGCUCCGGCAUCGCUUGUGGUUCCCUCAGCCCCUGCAGCACCAUGAAGGUCCCUACAGCCGCCCUGGCUGCUCUGCUCCUCGUGGCCAUCUGCUCCCCAGCUGCGGCCCAUGUUGACAACGUCCCCAUGGCCUGCUGCUUCAGCUACAUGCACCGCCGCAUCCCACGCAGCUUUAUCACCUCUGCCUACAAAACCAGCAGCUGGUGCCCGCAGCCAGCAGUGAUCCUGGUAACCAGGACGGGGAAGAAGAUAUGCGCGGAUCCCCAGGAGCCCUGGGUGCAGGCGCAUCUGAAGCACUUCCAGAUGCUGGAGUACUGACCCUUCCCUGCUGCCACCCCAGUGCAGGGGGCUUGGCCCCUGGCACCAGACGCGCAACAGGGUGCUUCAGCUGCAUCCUUCUUCAAUGGGAAAAUUUAUUCUAAUUGACAUACAUUUGUUAAACUAAAUUUUGUUUGCUAAGAAAGUGAAAAUACAAAAACAAUUUAAAGGAUAUCAACAUGCCUGUUAAUGAGGAGUCAGGAUUUUUGA
Pygoscelis adeliae (Adelie penguin) is the source of this 555-nucleotide messenger RNA. Its product is annotated as C-C motif chemokine 3-like. NCBI's taxonomy places the organism in Eukaryota, Metazoa, Chordata, Aves, Sphenisciformes, Spheniscidae. Gene Ontology annotation, cellular component: extracellular region. Gene Ontology annotation, molecular function: CCR chemokine receptor binding; chemokine activity. Gene Ontology annotation, biological process: positive regulation of ERK1 and ERK2 cascade; cellular response to type II interferon; chemokine-mediated signaling pathway. The transcript is spliced from 3 exons. The record is from RefSeq and is a predicted model, not a curated record. The coding region runs from base 70 to 345 and encodes 91 amino acids.